AUUAUAUGUCACUAUAACAAAGAUGGCAUCCAGCGAUGUUGAUGGUCAGUGCGACAAGAGCAAAGAAGAUGUGGCGGAACGUAGAUGUCUACAUAUGGAAAAAUUUGCGGAAGCAACAGUUCUCAAAGACAUGUUGGAUGAAUUAAAGAAUGUAGGCGAAGAUAUUCGUGCCCAGGAGGUGGCUUUACAGAAUUUUAAAGCCAUCAUUGAUAGAUAUCAGUUACAGCCAGCUGUCAUGGAUCCAUAUCUUGAGGGUUACAUUAACCAACUAAUGGGAUAUAUCAAGGACCCGAAUUCCAGUAAAGUGUUAUUUCGUUUGUCGUUCCAGCAUUUAUAUCUUAUAAGCAAGAUGCGAUCUCAGAAACUGCUUGCACGUUACCUCCCUCAUGAAGUUACAGAUCUCCCAUUUGCAUUGAAGUUACUCCAGGCACAGGACACUGAAGAUAGGACUACAUGGGAGACCCGUUAUAUGCUUUUACUGUGGCUCUCUAUAGCAUGCAUGAUUCCUUUCGAUCUCAAUCGUCUUGAUACAAUGACUGAUGGCACCAAGAGUGUUAUGGACCAAAUAUUAGAGCUGUCUCAGUCUUAUGUCUGUAAAUCAGACAAAUGCAGAGACGCAGCAGUGUAUUUGCUGGCUAAAUUCAUGACCAGGGAUGAUGUGAAGAAGAAGCACCUGUCUUCUUACCUGGACUGGACAUGCAAGAUCAUGCAUUCAUCUAAAUUGGAAGAAAUGGAUGGAAAGAACCCAGUUGUUGGCAUUAUUUGGAAUUUAGCAUUGCUGCUUAAAUAUGGUAAACGAGAGGAUUUAUUGGAACAUGCUGGUUACUUACUAAAGAAUUUCUCAGCUUGUUCUCUGAGCUUCACUGGUGAUACAUUAAUGAGAAAAGCCAAGAUUAAGUUCCUUCAGAGACUAGGAUUAAUUUUCCUAAAAAGUAGAGUAGCAUCAUGGCGCUAUGCCAGAGGUUGUCGAUCAAUUGCAGUAAAUUUAGCUACUGAUGUAAAAAUGUCUUCAGUUCAGCCAGCAUUUGUAGACACACCCACUGAGAGUGAGGACAAUGAAGAGUAUGAUAUACCUGAAGAGAUGGAAGAAAUAAUUGAGCAACUUCUGAAUGGACUCAAGGACAAUGACACAGUGGUACGAUGGUCAGCUGCUAAAGGGAUUGGACGCAUCACUGGACGACUGCCCAAAGAGUUGGCAGAUGAAGUUGUAGGUUCUAUUCUAGUCUUGUUUUCAAACAUGGAAGGAGAAUUUGCUUGGCAUGGAGGUUGUAUGGCAUUAGCAGAACUUGGGCGACGAGGUCUUUUGCUUCCACAGCGUUUACCUGAAGUGAUGUCGGUCGUGCGUGAAACAUUGCGAUAUGAUGUGCGUCAUGGAAAGACUUCUGUAGGUGCCCCAGUGCGUGAUGCAGCCUGCUACAUCAGCUGGUCUUUUGCACGGGCAUAUGAUCCAAAGGAAAUGAGCCCCUAUGUUCAGCAGCUAGCUUCUUCUCUACUGAUUGCUGCAGUCUUUGAUCGUCAGAGCUGUAUAAGGAAAGCUGCAGCAGCAGCCUUCCAGGAGAAUGUUGGUCGACAGGGGUCCUUUCCUCAUGGCAUUGAUAUAGUCACUGUGGUUGACUACUACAGUGUUGGCAGUCUGCAAAACUGUUAUCUAAACCUAAGUAUUAUCCUUGCCCAAUACCCUGAAUACCGGUUUCACUUAAUUGAUCAUCUUGUAGACAUCAAGAUAAUGCAUUGGGAUGUUGCAAUUCGUAAACUGACUGCUAAAGCUUUAAAACUACUAGUACCAUUUGCACCGGACUAUAUGGCUGAAACAGUUCUCCCAAAAGUAUUGUCUCUAACACAUGUGCAUGAUCUAACAACCCAGCAGGGUGCUAUACUGGCUGUUGGAGAAGUGACCUGUGGUUUGGCUAGCUAUGGAGAGAAGGAAGGUCAAAGGUCUAUUGAAGACAUAUUAGGUGAGACAACUGUUGAAUGUCUACGUGCACUAGUUGAAAAGUUGGAAGAAGCACAUUCAUUUCGUGGUGUGGGUGGAGAGCAUUUGCAGCAAACAGUUGCCAAUUAUAUUCAAAAUCUUUCUCUUGCCAAGCUGCCAUUCCACAAUCUUCCAAUUAUUGAUGUAUGGCAGCAAUUUCUGUUUGAGUGCUUAUGUAAAGAUCAGCUAGAAGUCCAGACAGCAGCACUUGAAUGCUUCCCUAUUUUUGUUUUUGAGUAUUAUCAAAGUCGAGAUGGUGAAGUUCGAACUGAAAAACGAGAUGCUCUGCUGGAACAUUGUGUUCAAGAACUAACUAGUGACUGGGAUUACAGACGGAUGAGCCAUGCUUUGGCAUUAGGGAAGUUACCUCUUAUUUUUAUAAAAGGUAAACUGGACUACAUUUUGCCUUCAUUGUGUACUGCAGCUGAAUUGUCAGAUAAACCAGAACUAUGGGCUGAAGCCCGCAGUGAUGCUGUGAAAGCCAUUAACAGCUUGUGCUUGACGGUAGACAUACAACAAGAUGGUCCCAGUCAUACCUAUAUCUGCAAAGAUAACUUGAACCUCAUCUAUGAGACUUUCUUUGAUGCCAUCAAAGAUUAUACGAUUGACAAGCGGUGUGGAGACAUCGGUGCCUUCGUCCGUGAAGCUGCUAUGCAAAGCUUACAUGAUCUCACCUGUAAGAUUACCGAUGUGCAACCUGCAAUGCUCAGCAAAGACAUAGUAGAAAGAACCAUAUGCUCUUUUGCCCAGCAAGCUUGCGAAAAAAUUGACAGGACUCGAGCCUUGGCAUCAAAUUUAUUUCUUCAGCUUCUUCACCAUACCCCUCCAGUGCCUUACAUUCCACAGAGAGAUUUCCUUUUGGAGAUAUUUACAAAAGACAGGAUAAGUAACAUGAGGUGGCAUAUUCAAAGUGAUAGUUUUGAUCUUUUUGCAUCACUUCUCACCAUUGAGGUUUUCUCAUACCAUGUCUUACUCGGAUUUAUUCAAAGUGCUGGUGGCUUAUCCCAGUCGCUGUGUGUUCACUCAACGAAAGCCCUAGACUCUUACAUGCAGUCUGAGAUAGUCAAAGACCCGAAACUGACAUUUUUCAGGAAGAAUUUAAUUGAAAUAUUCCAAACAUAUCAGAAAGUUGACAGGGUGACAGUACCCAUGUUGAAUUUGUUGGGGCAACUCUUUGAUCGCCAGGUCUUCAUCAACUAUUGCAAACAACCAGAGAAUGAAAUAUUUCUGAAAGAAUUGCUAAGUCUGACGAAAACAGAAGUUUCCAAAAGUCUGCAGCACAAUAAACUAUCGUCCAGUAUCAAAGUGCUCUGUGGAUUGCUGCAAUUUUCUGAACCAUUGCGGAAAGACUGUUUGAAACAGCUGGGUAUCUUCCUGUGUCACCAGUAUCCCAAGAUUCGUCUAAACACAGCCAAUGAGCUGUAUGAUACAUUACUGCUGUAUGAUGACAUCCUCCCUGAGGAGCAUGCUGAUGACUGCAUGGAGCUUAUCGGAGAGACAAAAUGGGAUCAAUCCCGUGAGGAAAUUCGUCCAGUCAGGAACCAACUGUGGGAGAUGAUGGAUAUUACACCUCCUGUAAAAAAGACUGCAUCGCAAAGUUAAAGAACAAAGAGAAAAUGUAUUGAAAAAUUUACCAAAAACUUUCUCUACAAAUCACACAAAUUUUAACCCACCUUGCACCUUUCCACCAAAAAAAAAAAAGUUAAAAACCCUGCUUAUUUUUGUUAUGUUUUACUUGUCUUUAUAAUAUUGUUGCUUUUUGGACCAAGUGUGAAAGAAAUAAAUAAUGAAAGUAAAAGAGAGAAAGAAAGAGAUAUAGAUAUGUAAUACAGAAAAGUCCAGCCUGUAUUGCCUGUGUUUAAAUCGUUAUGAUGAUUGUUUUCAUUGCUGCUGUGAGAAGCCACACAUAUUAUUUACGUGAUAAUUUAAGAAUUUACUAUUUGGAUGACAGUUGGGGGUACUAGAUUGGCAGAAUUGGUUGCACAUUGCACAUAAUACCUUACAAUAUUUCUUUGCAGUCUGAGUUCGAAUCCUGCUGAGGUCAACUUUGCUUUUUCUGCUUCUUGGUUGAGGUAUAUCUAUAAAAUAAGCACUUGUCAAUCCCUGGGCCUUAAUAUAAUUGCCCUCACCUUCCCCUGUCCCCCAUACACCUCUCAUCCCAUACCAAAAUGUUUUACUUUGUGCUUCCUACGUUAUAUUUUCUUCACUAACCUCUA
Molecule: messenger RNA, 4188 nt
Organism: Octopus sinensis (East Asian common octopus)
Lineage: Eukaryota; Metazoa; Mollusca; Cephalopoda; Octopoda; Octopodidae
Product: tubulin-specific chaperone D
Exons: 37
Coding region: 23-3574 (1183 amino acids)
Biological process (GO): bicellular tight junction assembly; adherens junction assembly; microtubule cytoskeleton organization
Cellular component (GO): lateral plasma membrane
Molecular function (GO): beta-tubulin binding; GTPase activator activity
Source: RefSeq, a predicted model, not a curated record